Messenger RNA from Hipposideros armiger (great roundleaf bat), 7154 nucleotides. RefSeq names its product ATPase phospholipid transporting 9A (gene ATP9A). The record is from RefSeq and is a predicted model, not a curated record. The coding region runs from base 90 to 2771 and encodes 893 amino acids. NCBI's taxonomy places the organism in Eukaryota, Metazoa, Chordata, Mammalia, Chiroptera, Hipposideridae. Gene Ontology annotation, biological process: phospholipid translocation; endocytosis; retrograde vesicle-mediated transport, Golgi to endoplasmic reticulum. The transcript is spliced from 25 exons. Gene Ontology annotation, cellular component: trans-Golgi network; endosome; plasma membrane. Gene Ontology annotation, molecular function: ATPase-coupled intramembrane lipid carrier activity; ATP hydrolysis activity; ATP binding.
UGCCUGUGUUGUAGGUGCUGUUUAACCAGUUCAAGUACUUUUUCAACCUCUAUUUCUUACUUCUCGCCUGCUCCCAGUUUGUUCCGGAAAUGAGACUUGGAGCACUCUAUACCUACUGGGUUCCGCUGGGCUUCGUGUUGGCCGUCACCAUCAUCCGAGAGGCAGUGGAGGAGAUCCGAUGCUACCUGCGGGACAAGGAAGUCAACUCCCAGGUCUACAGCCGGCUUUCAGUGAGAGGGACUGUGAAGGUGAAGAGUGCCAACAUCCAAGUUGGGGACCUUAUCAUCGUUGAAAAGGUGAGUGGGGUCUUGCCACUGUGGUCUUGCUUUCUGAGGACGGAUCAGCUGGAUGGGGAGACGGACUGGAAGCUGCGGCUCCCUGUGGCCUGCACGCAGAGGCUCCCCACGGCCGCUGAUCUCCUGCAGAUUCGAUCAUACGUCUACGCGGAGGAGCCAAAUAUCGACAUUCACAACUUUGUGGGAACGUUUACCCGAGAGGACAGCGACCCUCCGAUCAGCGAGAGCUUGAGCAUAGAGAACGCGCUCUGGGCUGGCACCGUCAUCGCAUCAGGAACUGUUGUGGGUGUUGUGCUUUACACCGGCAGAGAACUCCGGAGUGUCAUGAAUACCUCCAAUCCUCGAAGUAAGCUUCAGCAGUGGCUUCUUUUGCGUGUGAACCUGGACAUGGGGAAGAUUGUGUACAGCUGGGUGAUCCGGAGGGAUUCCAAAAUCCCCGGCACCGUGGUUCGUUCCAGCACGAUUCCUGAGCAGCUGGGCAGGAUUUCUUACUUACUCACAGACAAGACAGGAACUCUUACCCAGAAUGAGAUGGUUUUCAAGCGGCUCCAUCUAGGCACAGUGGCCUAUGGCCUCGACUCAAUGGACGAAGUACAAAGCCACAUAUUUAGUAUUUACACUCAGCAACCCCAGGACCCACCUGCUCAGAAGGGCCCCGCCAUCACCACCAAAGUCCGUCGGACCAUGAGCAGCCGUGUGCACGAAGCCGUGAAGGCCAUCGCGCUCUGUCACAACGUGACUCCCGUCUACGAGUCCAAUGGCGUGACCGACCAGGCCGAGGCCGAGAAGCAGUACGAAGAUUCGUGCCGUGUGUACCAGGCGUCCAGCCCGGAUGAGGUGGCCCUGGUACAGUGGACUGAGAGUGUGGGCUUAACCCUGGUGGGCCGAGACCAGUCUUCCAUGCAGCUGAGGACCCCUGGCGACCAGAUCCUGAAUUUCACCAUCUUACAGAUCUUCCCUUUCACCUACGAAAGCAAGCGCAUGGGCAUCAUUGUGAGGGAUGAAUCCACUGGGGAAAUCACAUUCUACAUGAAGGGAGCAGACGUCGUCAUGGCUGGCAUCGUGCAGUACAACGACUGGCUGGAAGAAGAGUGUGGAAACAUGGCCCGAGAGGGGCUGCGUGUGCUCGUCGUGGCGAAGAAGUCUCUGGCAGAGGAGCAGUAUCAAGACUUUGAAGCCCGCUAUGUCCAGGCCAAGCUGAGUGUGCACGACCGCUCUCUCAAAGUGGCCACUGUGAUCGAGAGCCUGGAGAUGGAGAUGGAGCUGCUGUGCCUGACGGGCGUGGAAGACCAGCUGCAGGCGGACGUGAGGCCCACCCUGGAAACCCUGAGGAACGCCGGCAUCAAGGUUUGGAUGCUGACAGGGGACAAGCUGGAGACAGCUACAUGCACAGCGAAGAAUGCACAUCUGGUGACCAGAAACCAAGACAUCCACGUUUUUCGGCUGGUGACCAACCGCGGCGAGGCCCACCUUGAGCUGAACGCCUUCCGCAGGAAGCAUGACUGCGCCCUGGUCAUCUCUGGAGACUCGCUGGAGGUUUGCCUCAAGUACUACGAGUACGAGUUCAUGGAGCUGGCCUGCCAGUGCCCCGCGGUGGUGUGCUGCCGCUGCGCCCCCACCCAGAAGGCCCAGAUCGUGCGCCUGCUCCAGGAACGCACCGGCAAGCUCACCUGUGCAGUAGGUGACGGAGGCAACGAUGUCAGUAUGAUCCAGGAAUCCGACUGCGGCGUGGGCGUGGAGGGAAAGGAAGGAAAACAGGCUUCCUUGGCAGCAGACUUCUCCAUCACGCAGUUCAAGCAUCUCGGCCGGUUGCUCAUGGUACACGGCCGGAACAGCUACAAGCGCUCGGCAGCCCUCAGCCAGUUCGUGAUCCACAGGAGCCUCUGUAUUAGCACCAUGCAGGCUGUCUUUUCUUCCGUGUUUUACUUUGCCUCCGUUCCUCUCUACCAAGGAUUCCUCAUCAUUGGGUACUCGACCAUCUACACCAUGUUUCCUGUAUUUUCUCUGGUCUUGGACAAAGAUGUCAAGUCAGAAGUUGCCAUGCUGUAUCCUGAGCUCUACAAGGAUCUCCUCAAGGGACGGCCGUUGUCCUACAAGACAUUCUUAAUAUGGGUUUUGAUUAGCAUCUGUCAAGGGAGCACCAUCAUGUAUGGAGCACUGCUGCUGUUCGAGUCAGAAUUUGUGCAUAUCGUGGCGAUUUCCUUCACGUCGCUGAUCCUCACGGAGCUGCUGAUGGUGGCCCUGACCAUCCAGACCUGGCAUUGGCUUAUGACGGUGGCCGAGCUGCUCAGCCUGGCCUGCUAUAUUGCCUCCCUGGUGUUCCUACACGAAUUCAUUGAUGUGUACUUCAUCGCCACUCUGUCGUUCUUGUGGAAGGUGUCCGUUAUCACUCUGGUCAGCUGUCUCCCCCUUUACAUCCUCAAGUAUCUGCGAAGACGGUUCUCUCCCCCCAGCUACUCGAAACUCACGUCGUAGGCUGUGCGCUCGCUCGGUGGAGGGGACUCCGGUCUCCACUUCCCUGACAGACAGAGUUUAAGUUCUGUUGAUCUGAAACCUCCACCUGUGGACCUUGCAGUAAUUGCUAACACGUGCAGUUUUGACGUGAUGAGGCUCUGCACGACGUCCGGACACUGAAUCAACAGGAGGGAGGCUCUGAAGAGGAGCCCUCGCAGGCCGGCCCGGUGGAGCCCCUGGCGAUUCAUGUUUGAACGACUGUGACUGUGUUCAAGCUGGUGGCUCAACCUGGAGACUUCUCUCUGUGGGUCACUGUGCAGGCUUCCUUAUGACUUGAAUUUUGUGGUCAUGUGAUAAAAAGUUUCUGUCUAGUGGAAGAUUGUAGAGGAUUUUUUUUUUUUUAAACAACCCUAACGUGUGUACUCUUUCUGUCUUUCUCGCUCUUAAAAACUGGUUUCGGAGAAAUGUGAAGCUCUUGGUUUAGGUUUGGGGGAAAAGAUAAUGACAUUUGGUGACAAGUUAUCCAGACACUAAUCUCAAUGUGGAAAUGCUAAAUACCCUCUUGAAGGCAGCCCUGCUUGUGAAGCUGUACAGGGCUUCCCAGGAUGAGAAAAAAAACCAAAUGAGAGGCAGGAGCGUGUGCCGUAAAUCCAAGAUGUUACCCUGCGCCUCGCUCAGCGUCCACGGCGCUGGAGUUAGCGUCACCUGCCACCUCGUAAAAGAAUUUCAAAGGCGUUAUCCCGCUUUGUUCGGACCUGGUAACAAUUAUAAAGCCUGUGGCUAUCUGAGGACACCUUCAGACAUUUACAGCAGAGUGGUUUUAGCGAGAAACGUGCCACCGAACAGCCCCUAAAUGUUGUCGACAGGGUGAUAAGAGACUCAACUAAUUCUUUAGACAACACAGCCCAUGUGGCUGAGACCCUGGGUCCAAAGUGGAAAGGUCAGGGAUUGGGGCUCUUUACUCCCACAGAAACCUGUUUCCUGUUAGGAGGGAUUAUUGAGGACGCAAGUACAGAGGCAGAGGCAUCUUGCCGUGUUGCCGUUCGUGGUGGCAGCUUCAAGGAGGGAGACCCCGUGGGAGGCGGCCCGGGCUGUAGCCCUUGGCUCUGGACUCCGUUCCCCAGCCUACAGAUUUCCCCGGGAACUUAACUGAAAGGCAGCCAGUUGUAGAGACCCCUCCCCCACCAGGAUGGAGUACAUGCAUGUGUGUUUCUUAUAAAGCUGUGGCUUCUCAUUUCAGAGGAAGAAGGGAGUGUGCAAGCACUGGACGUGGCAGGGCAAGACGUUCUUGGGUUUCCCCAGUCACUUCUUGCAGCAGCCACAUAUGCAUGCCAUAAGGGUUGGUUUUCAAGAGCUGACUGUGUUUGAUAUCUUAGAUUUGUGAUUAAUUCCUGAUGAGUACAUACCCUUCCACCCGUCAGCAUGGCGCUUCCUGUGUGUGCUUCAGAGACGUAAGCUCUGGCCUGGUGGCUGACGCCCGCUACCUGAGGGCAGUCUUGCCCUCAGAGGGUUGGAGACAUGGGGAGCCAACCGUUUCUUGCCUUUGGAGCACCCUUGAUAUGCUCGUGUAUUUACGUUGCCCUUUUACAAAAAAAUAUUAUAAAAUGACAGUAAGUUGGAGGCGCUGGGAAAUUGGUUAUUGGCAUCACUUCUGUUGUGUUUUAGGAUUCUGCAGUUUUUUCCUUCUUUUUUGUUCCAACCAUUUCUGUCCUCCAGAAAAGAGCUACAGACAGUAUACAUUGCAGUGAAGAAAUGGUUAUUUAGGGAUAGAAUCUUUGCUCAGAACGUUCGGAAAGGUUGAGCAGGUCUAACUUUUUCACUGCGUGAUUUUAUGCAGUUUUGCAGGUAUAGGAGGGGGACCUGGUGCUCAGACUGUUGGCACCUCAGUCUGUCUUCUUGGAAGUCAGACUGUAAAACUGGAAAUCUUAAGUAGUUCCACUCUUGAGUUUGCAAACCCUGAACCUGACCCUGUUCACAGACAGGCGGUGGCUCCUGCAGGUAGGUCUCACGGAUUCCUUGUUAGGAAAUUUUAGAUGUUUCCAGCACAUACAGGGGAUGAAGAUGGCCUCUUUGGCCUUUUCCUUAAUUCCCAAUUUUGAUCGAGAUGCGUGGGUUGACUUUAAAGUCAAUCCCUAAGAUACUGCUUGACAUCUUGAAGGGAGAACGCUUCUGGGGGGGGGGGGCUGAAGGAGACGUCCCUGGAAGGCGAAGGAUGCUCGUCAAUGCCACCAACAAGGCCCUUGUCUCAGUUACACUCCGGCGUAGGCAGUCAAGGGCAAGAGGGACUGAACCCCAAGCGGAGACCACCACAUUGUAAGCCACCCCUGUCACUGUCAGCCUGCUCACCCCACCCGCUGGGGUCCUGGGGUGUCUGGGAAAGCACAUGGGUGCUUCUCAAACUCUGGAGACCCGAAGAGCGGGAGUCGGUUGAGAGUGUGAUCCUUACCUGCAGACAUCGGACUGUGAUCCGACAGAGCCAGGGCGCACGUGGGCACUUCCGGCAGUUAUCUUAGUUGUGGGGGAAGACCAAGAAACAAACAAAACAUCUGACUUAUUUUAUAGGAAACUCUUGAGUUCACACCCCGUAAGCAUAAGGAUUGCGUUGACUUUUUUUCUUGGCUCCGUCAAUCUGGAAAGAGCUUAGGAAGCACCACUGGCACCUUCCCCUCGCCUUGGGACUGGACUCAGUGGGACCUACGUCUCCCAACAGCCAAUUUAAUUGGGGGCCAGAGUUCCCCAUGGCCACAAUCAGCUGUUUAAACACUCCUUAAAGUAAAAAUGACAACGUGCCCCCCCCACCGCCCUUCUACACUACAUAUUUCUGUCACAGGGUCAGCACUUUUAUUAUUUGAUGACUUUUAUUAUAUCUUUUGGUGAUGGGUGUGUGUGUGGGGGGGAUGGGAUCUGUUUGGUUUCUCUCCCCGACCCCGCUCCUUUCUUUCUCUCUUGCUCUAAGAAAGCGGCCAGACAAGCUUCUCCCUCUUGAGUGAUUUCUUAUCUGACAGUUUUGAGUCUGAUUUUGAGAGUGUGCACGCACGUGUGUUGCCGAUGGUGCUACGGAAGGCUGGUUGCACUGACUUGGGCUGCCUGGGGCAAAGCACUUUGCCACAAGGCAAUGAAGAGCACCUUGACAUUGGAGCAAAUUACCUGUUUACAGCCACCUGGAGCUGGGAGGCCAAGAGGUGGGAUUUCGCCCACUUUCAGCAUUAUUAUAUCCAGUCCCCAGACUUGCUUCCCUUAAGGGAAACUCUCUCUCUCUCUCUCUCUCUCUCUCUCUCUUUUUUGGUAGCAGUAAUCUUAAAUACCAACAUCUGCUUACCCUUUACUCAGUAUGUUCUCUGUUGAAAAUUUAGGGUAUUUUGACAACUUUUGAAUGUAUUUUGAGUUUUGUGCUCAUUGGAAAUUGAGAUGAUAUGCCUGAUUUUGUUCCUCCAGACUUUUGUUUUUAUACUUUGUUUUGUUUCUGCUGGGGUGGGGAUGGCAACGCCCUUCAUGGGGGAGUAUUUUAAACCUUGGCCAAAAUUGCAAAUGGGACCUACGUAUUCUUCCACUCGAUCCUACCCGAGGCAAACACCUAUCAGCUGUUUUAAUCUUCAGUCUUUUUUUGUGUGUUUUAAAAUGUGUGUGUGUGUGUGUGUGUGUGUGUGUGUGUGUGUGUGUGUAUGAUGUCAUCUCAAGUUUUUCGAAGAGAGAUUUGGUUUGGGUUAAAGUUCCAUCACUCCCAGCUUUUCCAUUAAAAAAAUUACAAGGCGCUUUGUAAAUACAACAGAUUUUAUUUCUCCCCCCUUCUUUUAACAUAACGCUUUUUGCCAUUUAUAUAGACUUCUUAUGGAAGAUUCCCAUUAAUUAUGUCCGUUUCAUCUUGGAAAAAUUAUGUUGUGGGAUGGAACCGAGGAGCAUAGCAUUGUGUGAGCAGGGUUUCCGAUAACCUUGAGCUCCAUAGCAUCUUCUUAUGCCAAAGCAGCAGCGUUACCUGCAAAACUGUCUUUUCUGUCACAGCCGGGCUGGAGGUGCCGUCGGAAUGUCGCUGGAUAAUGUCAGUGAAUAUUGUGUUCGUGGGGGAUAGGUGGGGGGUGCGGUAUUCACAAAAAGAAAAAUCGUGGCUAAUUGGUUGUUUUGCUGUGAUGGGGCUAAUGGUAGGCUCAUCUAGGAUUCCACGAGUUCCUCAUUAGAUCUCUUUGUAUGUAAUCCUCAUUGUCAGUGUUGGCUAGCACAGCAUUUUUUUGAUGGGAGGGGGAGCUCUGGUGCAGUGUGCUUUAAUUUAGCAGGAAAUCCCAGAUGAUUUAAAUUCUCGAUCCCGUGAUGACACACAUGUGAUCCUGCGUGUGAUCCGAGCGGUUCUGCUUUCAUUGUCUGCCAGCGUGGCCCGUUUCCGUUGCCCAAUAAAGCUUGUGUACUUUAUGA